AGCGUUUGACAGUUCCUCCUAGCGUUUGUUGUUGUUUUGAGGAGUUGGCAACUGCAACGAAACCGGUGUCGGUGAUUAAAUGUUCCCCAUUCCAACGCAUCGCAUUAUUAGUUCGUUAUUAUUAGGUUAAAUACAGUAAAGAGUCGUUUACAAUGUUUUGGCACAUAUUUUUACUCGUUUCCGGUGUAAAGCUGCUGUUUAUCCCCGCCUACCGUUCCACAGACUUUGAGGUGCAUCGAAACUGGCUAGCCAUCACGCACAGCUUACCUCUCUCCCGCUGGUAUUAUGAGAAAACGAGCGAAUGGACACUCGAUUAUCCACCAUUCUUCGCGUACUUUGAAUGGCUUCUGUCGCUGGUGGCUAAAUCGUUCGAUCCCCGCAUGCUGGACGUAAAGAAUCUCAAUUACGCUUCCGAGCAGACGAUUGUCUUCCAGCGGUUUUCCGUCAUCGUAACCGACGUAAUCUACGCACUGGGCGUUCGCCGCUGCCUGCGUGCAUUAACCACAGGAACCCCAAAUACAGCAUCCCGCUCGAUCCUUAUCGGUGGUGCACUGCUCCUCGGCAAUGCCGGUCUGCUCAUGGUGGACCAUAUCCACUUCCAGUACAAUGGAUUCCUGUUCGGCGUAUUGCUCCUUAGCAUCGGUGCACUGAUGGAAAAUCGCCCCCUUCAGGCGGCCCUAUUGUUUGCCGCGCUGCUAAACUUAAAACACAUCUUCAUGUACGUGGCCCCCGUUUAUAUGGUUUAUUUGCUACGAUUUUAUUGCCUGCGCGAUUUCACCAUCGGACAAGCGGUGGGGCGAUUAAUCAAACUCGGCACCAUCGUGCUGGGCAUUUGUUUACUAUCGUUCGGUCCAUUCUACGAACACAUUCCGCAGGUCCUUUCCCGGCUGUUUCCCUUCACGCGUGGCCUCACGCAUGCUUACUGGGCACCGAAUUUUUGGGCGCUGUACAACACGGCCGAUAAAGCGCUAGCUGUAGCGCUCGGGAAGGUGGCUAAAGGAUCGAGCACCGGUGGGCUGGUGCAAACAUUCGAGCACACCGUUCUGCCAUCGAUAACGCCCGCAGUAACAUUCGCCCUGACGGGAGUGUUUAUGGUUCCGAUUCUUCUAAAGCUUUGGACACUGAAAUCAACCGCCUCGCACGUCGCUCUCGGGCGUAGCUUCGUGCGAGCGAUUGUCCUGUGCGGUUGCACUUCCUUCCUGUUCGGUUGGCAUGUGCACGAGAAAGCCAUCCUGAUGGUGCUGAUCCCACUGACGCUGCUCGCCAUCGGCAACCAAAACGACGCGCGUUGGACCAUUUUUCUUGGGGUCGUAGCACAUUACUCACUGUUUCCGUUGUUGUUUAAACCCGAGCUGACGCUGGUAAAAAUAAGUUUGCAUGCAGUUUACACCGGCCUCAGUGUGGUGCUGCUAAAGCUGCUUCAUCGUGGACAAUUCUUUCGUACGGUGGAGUUCCUGUACUUGGCCGGAUUCCCUGUGCUUUGUGCGUACGAAAACGUUGUCCACGAUGCAAUAGGACUGGGGGAACGAUUGCCCUUUUUGCCGCUGCUCCUUACCAGUGUGUACUGUGCCGUUGGGGUAUUGUACUUCUGGGUGUCCUACCAGCUGGCCUUCCUUCGUACGAACGGUGGUGAAACGAGUGUCACGGAGAAGAAAAAGACCAAAUAAUCAUGAGCGUGUAGAAAUAAAGCCAAUGACUGAUAAAUGUACAUGAACAACCGAA
This is a messenger RNA of Anopheles stephensi (Asian malaria mosquito), 1722 nucleotides long. It is a transcript of the gene xit, whose product is annotated as probable dolichyl pyrophosphate Glc1Man9GlcNAc2 alpha-1,3-glucosyltransferase. The record is from RefSeq and is a predicted model, not a curated record. Gene Ontology annotation, biological process: protein N-linked glycosylation. Lineage: Eukaryota; Metazoa; Arthropoda; Insecta; Diptera; Culicidae. Gene Ontology annotation, molecular function: dolichyl pyrophosphate Glc1Man9GlcNAc2 alpha-1,3-glucosyltransferase activity. Gene Ontology annotation, cellular component: endoplasmic reticulum membrane. The coding region runs from base 153 to 1667 and encodes 504 amino acids. The transcript has 3 exons.